Messenger RNA from Cygnus olor (mute swan), 16844 nucleotides. It is a transcript of the gene SMC5, whose product is annotated as structural maintenance of chromosomes 5. Gene Ontology annotation, molecular function: ATP binding; ATP hydrolysis activity. The record is from RefSeq and is a predicted model, not a curated record. Lineage: Eukaryota; Metazoa; Chordata; Aves; Anseriformes; Anatidae. Bases 73 to 3333 code for a protein of 1086 amino acids. The transcript has 26 exons. Gene Ontology annotation, biological process: double-strand break repair via homologous recombination. Gene Ontology annotation, cellular component: Smc5-Smc6 complex.
CCCAGGGCGACAGCCCCGGCUCUCGUUCCCCGCCCGCCAAGGAAAGCGAGGCGCGCGUGGCCGCGUCCCAAGAUGGCGGCGGUGGCGGUGCGGGGGGGCUGGGGCCCGGGCGCCUCGCAACUGGGCUCCGCCGGAGCGCCGCGGGCCGCCAGGCAGCGGCCCCGCUUCAUGGAGGGCUCCAUCGUCAGGAUCUUAAUGGAGAACUUCCUAACUUAUGACAUCUGUGAAGUACAUCCAGGCCCCAACUUGAACAUGAUUGUAGGUGCUAAUGGAACAGGAAAGUCAAGCAUUGUUUGUGCCAUCUGUCUGGGACUGGCUGGAAAACCUUCUUUCAUAGGGCGAGCUGACAAGGUUAGUCUCUUUGUAAAGCAGGGGUGCCUGAAAGGUGUGGUAGAAAUUGAACUGUCUAAGACACCUGACAAUAUCAUUAUCACACGUGAAAUUCAAGUGGUGAACAACACAUCAGCAUGGUUUAUCAACAGAAAACCAGCAACUCUGAAAACAGUAGAGGAACAGAUCGCAGCCUUAAACAUCCAGGUGGACAAUUUGUGCCAGUUUCUUCCUCAGGACAGAGUUGGAGAAUUUGCAAGACUGAGUAAGGUUGAAUUGCUUGAAGCCACUGAAAAAUCCAUUGGUCCUCCAGAAAUGUACAAAUUUCACUGUGAACUGAAAAACUUCAGAGAAAAAGAAAGAGAACUAGAGAAUUUAUGCAAAGACAAAAGUAACUCAUUGGAGAAAAUGAAACAGAGGGUUGAACGAUACAAACAAGAUGUCGAGAGAUACCAUGAACGCAAGCGCCAUCUAGACCUAAUUGAGAUGCUUGAGAGAAAAAGACCUUGGGUGGAAUAUGAAACUGUUCGUAAGCAGCACGAGGAAGUGAAACAAAUCCGAGACCAGGCCAGGGAAGAACUGAAGAAUCUGAAAGAAAUGCAGUCUCCACUGAUGAAAAAAAUGCAAGAAAUUGAAGGAUCUUUUAAGAGUCUGGAUAGGAAAAUAAGAUGUAUGAACAAGAAGGAGUUCUGCUGCAAACUGCUGCUUCCACAGUUCCUAGAGGCUGGUGAAAUCAAGGAGGCUUCUCAAAAAUGUAAACAAAAGAAAGAUGCUUUGGAGAUGAAAGAUAAGCAAAUUGAAGAAAUUAAUCAAGCUUUCAGAAUGAAAAAAGAUGAAGAAAUGGAUAGACGAAAGAAAAUAAUAAGUGCUCAUAAGAUGAUAGAGGAAUGGAACGAUGAACUCAGUACAGUGAACGACUGUGAGAAUCUUCAGCCACAAAUUGAUGCUGUUAAUACGGAACUGAAACAUUUACAAGGAGAAAGGGCAAACAUUGAGAGCGAUAUUAGUGAUGUAACAACAGAGAAAAAUAACCAAGAACGGGAAAAGAAAAGAAUAAUUGAUCGCAUUGGACAACUUAAUAAUAUAAUGAGUAUGAAAGAAGAGACUCUUAAAGGGAAAUCUCAAGAUACACACUCUGCUCUUAUGUGGCUAAGAAAGAACAAAGACAAGUUUAAAAGAACAGUUUGUGAGCCCAUUAUGCUUGUGAUCAAUUUGAAAGACACUAGACACGCUAAAUAUAUUGAAAAUCACAUCUCGGCCAAUGACAUGAAGGCUUUCGUUUUUGAGAGUCAAGAAGAUAUGGAAGUGUUUCUUGUGGAGAUACGUGAUCAUCAGAAAUUAAGAGUGAAUGCUGUGUGUGCACCUGCUGUAUCAUGUGCUGGAAACUUACCUUCAAGACCUAUUGAAGAAUUACAUCAAUAUGGAUUUUUUUCAUAUUUACGAGAGUUGUUUGAUGCUCCACUUCCUGUGAUGAGUUAUCUUUGCUCCCAGUAUCGUAUUCAUGAUGUCCCUGUGGGAACAGAGAAGACCAGAAACAUGAUUGGAAAGGUCAUACAGGAAACCAAACUUAGGCAACUGUACACAGCAGAAGAAAAAUACACUGUUAAAGUAUCUGCUUAUACAAACCUAACCUUCUCUACUAACAUGUCUCUGAGAGCAGCCCAGUUUCUCACUAAUUCAGUGGAUACAGAUGAAAGACAGCAGCUGGAAAAACAGCAGCAGGGUAUCAAUUGCAUGUUACAGUCAUUAGAUACGCAGUUGACAACAUUGUUUGAGAGACAGAAGCAUCUGGAACGCAGAGACAAUGAGCUCAGGCAACAGAAGAAGGAGCUCUUGGAGAGAGGAAACAGAAGGAGACAGUUGGAAUCAAAAAUUGCUGUGAAGUAUGAUAGUAUAAAACAGCUGGAACAAGAUGCUAUUAACCUAGAAGAGGAAUCUCAACAGGCAAAUGUAAAGAUCAAAGAAAUAAAUAUUCAGAAAGCAAGACUUGUUUCUGAAUUAAUGCAUCUCAUAAAGCAUUGUGUAUCACUGAACAUCCUCAAAACAGAUUUGGUUCUUCAGAGCACUGCGGUGGAUGCUGAGAAGAACAGACUAGAAUCAGAGUAUAAAGCAGCAAGUAUGCAGCUAAGAGCUUCAGAGCAAAAUUUUCGUGAGCUGGAUGAGGAAAAGCGGGUUCUUACGGAAAACUGCAGGGAAUUGCUGAAAAAAGCUCGACAGAUGUGCAAACUGAGUCCGGAUCAGAAUCUUCCAAAAGAAUUCCAAACUGCUUUUCAGGCUCUUCCGAACACAUUGGAGGAAAUAGAUGCUCUUCUGAAUGAAGAGAAAUCCAGGGCCUCCUGUUUCACAGGCCUGAAUGCUUCGAUUGUUGAAGAGUACAAUAAGCAAACUCAAGAAAUACAACAACUGAUGGAAGAUCUAGGGGAAAAGAAGAAGGAAUUGGAUAACUAUAAGCGAAACAUUUCACAGAUCAAAGAGAGGUGGCUAAACCCUUUGAAAAGCCUGAUUGAGAAAAUUAAUGAGAAGUUCAGUAACUUCUUUAGCUCUAUGCAGUGUGUUGGUGAAGUUGAUCUUCAUGUGGAAAAUGAGGAAGAGUACGACAAGUAUGGGAUUCGCAUAAGAGUUAAAUUCCAUAGCAGUACUGGACUUCAAGAAUUGACUCCCUAUCAUCAGAGUGGAGGUGAGAAAAGCGUUUCAACUAUGUUGUACCUGAUGGCUCUACAGGAACUCAACAGGUGUCCUUUCAGGGUUGUAGAUGAAAUAAAUCAGGGAAUGGAUCCAGUGAAUGAGAGAAGAGUUUUUGAAAUGGUUGUGAAAACUGCUUGUAAAGAAAGCACGUCUCAGUACUUCCUUAUUACACCGAAGCUCCUACAGAAUCUCACUUAUAAUGACAAGAUGACAGUGUUGUUUGUCUACAAUGGACCUUGUAUGUUGGAAGCAAACAAAUGGAACUUAAAGUCUUUCUGUAGGCAGCGGCGGCGACUUGGGAGGAUGGAUGAACAGUGAUACACAUAUAUAAAUACAUAUAUAUAUAUACGUGCCACUGUAGCAAUAUUGAAACCCAGCAGGGAAAAUGUGGAAAAAUAAUGGCAAGAAGGAAGAACAGAGGCAGAAGGCUGAAGAGGUGAUAACCAGCACUAUAGCAGCCUGCUAGCCAUCAUCUCUUGUGGCUCAGCCCUUUCCCAUCAGCAUGAUCCCCAGCCAUUCCCAUCUCUCUGGUUUCCACCAAAUUCACCAGCUUUUCUUCACUAUUCUGCUACACAGUUGCUCCCAAAGUAAUUUUCUAGUUGUCUGGUAUUGCUUCUGUUGAUCACUUGUCUCCAUUAAAGCCAAUGUUUUGUUGACAGUGUAUGUUAGUCCCAAAUGAUGACAUUAUACAUGUCAUUGGCUAGAUUUUAGUAUCGCAAAUGGUUUGCAUCAACUGUUGCACCUGGAGCUACAUCAAAUCUUGGCAUAUAUUUCCAGUGCAUACUUGGAGAAAAGCAAGACACCUGCUUGAGAACUGACAGUCUUUUGUGAAGCAUGGAGAUGAGAACAUUGCAAGUAAGCCGAAAAAGAAUUACAAAAGUAACUUUGUUGGGGAUAAGUAGCUAUGCAUGGCAGUGGGCAAAGUUGGCUUUGGUAGAAGCAAGGAGAAAGGAACAGAUGCUAGCUGAGAAGAUGGUUGCAGAAGAUACCAAGGUAAUGCAGGAACUUUGGAAAAGAACAGAGCAAAUGAUGAUACAGGUAACAUGCAGUAUGGAUGGCUCAAAGUGAAUACAUGCGUCAAAGUAAUCAGAACCAAGUAAUUUAAAGAGGGAAGGCAUAUUACUAGACAUCUGUAGAGAAAUCCUCUAAGAAAGAAAAGACUGGUGAAAAUAAGGAUAUUAGUGAGGGAAAGGCAAGCAGAGGAAACAAGCUAGAGCAGGAGCAAAUCUAAACUCAUUAUUUAGCAGAUACUUGACAUACAGCACUAUGCAAUAGGUAGCAUAAAAGAGGCAGGUGUCUUUGGGAGAACUGGAGAACUAGUGUUUUCAGCUGAAGAGCAAUUACUAUCCUCUGGGGUCAUAAGAAGAGUCAAGGAACAAAUGGGACUCCAGGAAGAAAUUCUGUGAGGAGACCUUCCACAUGUCAACUAGUUCCCCUCCUUCACCAGUUGCUAACUAAAGCUUUAGAAAGUUGUGCUGCUUGAUCGUGACUGCACUCUAGUAGUAGUAGUUUGUCUGUGUAUUAUCUUCAUGGAUGACAAAAUGUUUUUUUUUUUUUGUUUGUGUGUGUGUUUCUCCUUUUCCUCCUUCCUCGAUCGCCAAGAAUUACAAACUGUGAACACGGGGUAAAUACAAAGCAGAUGAUCAGUAGAGAGCAUGGAAAGGGACUUGCUCUCAGGUACCAUAAACAGUAUCAGUCCCACUCUGUGCUGCUGCAAUGAUACUUACAGGUCUGUUUAGGUAAAAAGCCAAAGAUGCAAUGGUUUCCUGUGGGCCCCCAUCUGGAUCCACUUUCUGUCUGCUUCUGAGCCUGAUUGUGCUGUUCAUGAAGGAUUUUUAUGUUCAGAAUUCUCCUUGUGUUUAAAAUACUCUCUGCUGUAUGUAAUGCACUGGUUUGAUAUCAGUGUAAUGAAAGUGGUACAGGCUCCAGAGUGCAUACAGUUCCCCAAGCAUCAGUAUGCAUUAACUCACUGUUCUCAUGAAAAACUAUCGUAGUAUGUUAUAUUGAGAGAAUCUCCUUUUAUUUCAGCUUGAACGAGUUUACAGAAAGGCUUUCCCAGUUGAAGUAUAGCAGUUGAAAAAUGAUAGCCCUGUGAAAAAUGACUCAUUGAAUGUAGAAGCUGAAUGUAGCUUUGCUUCUAGGUAGGAUUGUCUUUCUGUGGUUCAGUAAAAUGGAUGCAAUGAUUUACCAUCAACAUUGCAUAGGCUAAUAACAUAAUUAUGGUUUUCCCUGGCCCUAUGUUUCUUGACAGAGGAGUUAUGCACGUCUUUUCUUGGGUUCUCUAAAGUGUUUUUUGCUUGGAAACACUGUCAGAAACCACCGAAGCAGUGGUUAACAGCAGAAGAACACAAAAUGUUGAAUGUGGUUUCUGCAGGGAACUGGGUUAACUUACACCUCCCUCCUUCUUAUCUCUCCUGGAACUUCACCUGAUGUCUUUCCAACCUCUGCCCAUUAGCCAGAAGAAGAAAAGGCCAUUUGGAAAGACUAAGACAAUUCUUUGCACCUUUUCAGCAGAGUGUUAGGAGGGCUCUGUUACUGUCUGUGCACUUUGCUCUCUUUUUCUGUGCCUUCUGAAUUCCCAUGGGGCUUUUUUUGGAUGUUGGGAUGGUAAGUUGAUCUCAUCUAUUAGAUGCUUUUCGUAGUCCUGUGGUGUAUAUACUCCAUUACCUUUGUACCUUCUGUUCAGCAGUGCAGUCUUCUAGGUGUUGAUUUCAUUAACAGGAUAUCACCUAAAGGGUAGCAGACAAUACUGAAAGAGGGAUGGAUGGCUGUUGAUGUGGAAAGCAAUAGGAUGUUUGUCAGUUGUAAAUUAGUUGUAAACUGAGGGUAAUGGGCUGGUUAGAAAAACAGCAACUUCACAAAUGCAAGCUGAAUGCAGCAGGGACGCUCUGCUCACUCUCACCCCAAAAGGAAUACAUGGGCUCCUUAUACAGAUGUAUAAAGUGGGGAAAAGUGUAUAAUAAUACAGAAAAAAGGGUUUGUUAUGGAUUAGAACUGAUGCCAGUCAAGAAGAUCCCUGGUUGAAAUGAGAAGAGUUCUGUACUACCUGUGGAAGUGCUUGGGGAGAUAAUUUAAGGGAUGUGAUUUCUCAGUUGAAGACAACAUGACACCGAAAACACUGUAAUUGCAAAAUUCUUGUCAUUGGGAAAGCUUCCCUUGCUUAUUUAAGGCAGUCCAUUAAAGAGGGCUUUGGUAAGUAAGUACAUUACUCUGACAAUGGUGACUUUGCUUUGUUGUUGAUGUAAUUUGUCAGAUGUGGCUGGCAGGUGUGAGGAGCUCAAGCUGUAAGAGAUUUUGUUUCCAAAGCAAAAGCCCUUGAGGAAGUAGCAGCUCUCAUGGAGGUCUGAUGCAGAAAGGAAACUUGCCUGACUCCUUAGCCCUGAAUGAGUGAGUACUGAACAACAUUGUUUUAGACUCCCAUGGAAAAGAAAGUCAGCCUGGUCAUCCUAGCAGGCAGGUUGCAUGUGAACCUUUUCUGAACCACUCUGCAGACAUUUAACUGGACUUCCAUGAUAUUGAAUGGCAUGUUUCCUUUCUUCUCUCUUCAGCAGAAAGUAGUAAAAAUUCUCCUUGUAGAAAUAAUUGUACUCUACAAAUCAGUUGGGCUGUGGUCAGGGUCACACUUCCACAUGUCACUGCUGAAGUCUUACAGUCAACAUCCAUGGAGGCGCUUCCAGUCUUUUUAUACCUUGCCUAUUCCAGCCAAGAUUUACAUCAUUCCUGGAAAGACUAUUCUGUAUAGUGUACUAGAUCUCAACAGUUGGAAACAUCCUCCUCAGGCUAUGGCAUUGUCUACACUUGGAAGAUUUUGGUAGCUUUUCCAAUUAGAGCACCAAGGGCAAAUAUUAAAUACUUUAAGGUGAAGACUAAAAAACACAUGGAACAUCCUUUAUGAUGGGAAUGCAGAGGAAUAAGCUCAGGGGAAUGAGCCCUCUGUCCUUUACUCCUAGAAACAAUGACAAACUAAAAAAAGAAAACUGUGCUGAGUUUGUUGUGUUUGUCCUUUGGCUGUCCAGCCAAGGACAGAAAGUUCCAAUGCAGUAUCGAAGCCAAAUGUGCCUGUGAAUUUAGUUCUAGAUGCAGAGGGCACACAUCUACCCCUCUGUCUCUGCCCAUGGUGCCACAGGUUACACGUUCCCUUGGGUCCAGGGACCCAUCUUGCAGUUACACCCUAGUGUGGUUCCCAGGUGCCAGGUUUAAGUUCUCAAGCACCAAGUUAAGUUAGUUUGUGUAAGUAGUUGCUUCUCGCUAGUCCUGACUGUAAACAUCAAUGAGUGUUUUGGUGGAGGGCUCCUUGCCUGUCUAGCCUUUGGAGGCUGCACGGCUAUGGUGUUUUUAUUUCCUUGCCUCAGUGAACUCCCCCAGACCUUUGGAAGUCUCGAGGCAGUGGUGCUGGGUGUACAGGCUGCAGCAUUGUUAGCUCACGGAGCAGCUGUGUGGUGCAAGGGAGAACAGCAGUCUGAGCUCGAAAGCUACUGAGCAGUGGGAAACCUCGUAGGUGCUGCGGCAAAUGCGUGCAGGGACCCUCUUUCUGCACCGCAAACUGUCUCUGUAGUAGUGGGAGAAGGAAUCUCUCUGAAAAUACUGGGGAAAAGUACAGAAGCAAAACCUACGCUUAAUAAUGACAAGCAAGGCUGGGACCUUUGAAACUAGUCCAUAUGCCGCUUAGCUCAGGGAUUUCACUGUGUGCAGCAGAAUUUUUAAAAAUAAUUAUCUAAACUGGAUGAUUACUUGGUUGGUUUAUAUUGAUUGGUUUACAUGAUCACUCUUUGACUCCAAUCAUUCAAAACAACCUUUGUUUUUUUAACUCAUUUUUUUUAUUUUGACAAUAUAUAUAUACAUAUGUACAAAAACAUCUAUGCCUACUUUUUUUUUCCUUUUCUUUUUUUUUUUUUUUUACAAUUUCAUGUGAUUUACAAAACAGGACAGCAAAAUAACUUAUAAAGGAUACGAAUACUGUACAAAAAUAAAACCGGUUAAACUGUUGGAAGUUUGUAUCUUACAGUGUUACAGAUCAUGAAUCUGUAAAACAGCAUUUUGAAGAAUGUGUCCAGUCUGGUGUAUGUUGAACUAAGUCCGUCUGCAAACUGAAAACAGAUCUGUCAUAAAGGUUAUGAGAAACUGUUUUGAAAAAGAAGUAUGUUGAAGUAUGUAUAGCUAUACCUUUAAAGCCAUGACUUCACUACAGUAAUGGGCUUUCUUAACCAAGGAGAGGAGCUGUCCUAACUUCAGCACUAUUAAAUAUUUCCAAAAUAGUACAACAAGUAUGAACGGUAUUAGAGAACCCGAUUUUCCUUUUCUUUUCCAACAUUUGCAGCACUCUUUGAAACUUAACUUGAAGAUGCAGAAAACUAACCUAGAGUUUGUUUCAUGUAUUAGAUCCGUUGCUUGUUUUUACUAGAAGAAAAACUAAAAUACCCAAAUGAUCAAUACAAUAAACUGAAAUCUCUAAACCUGAUCAUUCCCCACGUAUUUUGUUAGUGGUUAAAGAAUCACAUUAGUCCCAUCUGUCCUAUGCUGAAAUAAAGCAUACAUUAGAGUAGGUUGGUUACGGCUUAGGAAGGUUUUUUUCAGAAACAGGAUCUUGUCACCAGUGAUAACUACAUGAGUUUAUAUGUCCCUUUGUUCCAUGGACCAAGGUAACCCCCUGCCUGUUAAUUCUUUUAGAAAUUGAAGAAUUAAUGAUGAUAUUUCCUUAGAUGCGCAUUCUACCCCAAGUAUUGAAGCUGGGAUCCAUGAAUCUGGCAAUUUGCUUCCACAUGUAGGUUAAUCCCAGUAGCUGUAACCAAACCAUUUAUCUAUUGAUUUAGGAGCUGCUUAUCAGCUGUGGCUUCCCAGUGUGGUUGACAGCACAUGAGGGUGUUUUUUAACUUCACAGGACCAGGCCUUAGUAUUCCCAGUACUGCAUUUGUCCUACAAAAUGGCAACAAUCCAGACUGUAGGACAGACUCAAAAAGGUUAUUGUGAUCUUCACAGAGAAGAAGGAAGAUGAAUAUGCAUGCUCCGUUGAAUCUCACUGGGCUACACGUGGCCCUAACCCUGCUUAACAAGGCAGCAGUAACAGUACUGGUAAGCAGAACAAUUUCUGUAUUUCUAGAUCAGUAGAAAUACUGAGGCUACCUAUCUUUUGUUAGGAAGAACAUACGUCCCUACAACUCAAUUUGAACACCAGAAAUUAAAGUUUGGUUUCUAAAAUAAAAGUUUCACAAAGCUGAAACGGAGGUAGAAAGUGUGCUUGGUUUCCUGAUGUCUUCACUGAAGAAAACACAUCCCUUUUUACUCCACAGACUGCUCAACAUCCCUAAUGCCUUAAAAGCAGUUCUCUUCACAUAGACAGAAUUUAUCAAGAACUACACAGGUAAAAACACUAUAUGCAAACCGAUUUCUAAUGCUGAAAGCCUUAUACAACUGUAGAAGAAAAUACUCUACUCUCUGAGCUCAUUUUUUUUUUAACAUUUGUUUCUAGGAAGCAAGCUUUUUAUCAAUUAAAACAAUAAGAUACGGUAACUGCAGCUGUACUAACAGGAUCUUUAUGUACAGAAUUUUACAGGAUGACCUAAAUUCAUCUGCAGUGGAAACACUUCGGAUUUCAGUGUGAUUACUCCUGAGAUGAAUUGGGCCCUAAGUCUCUAUAGUAGGGCUGCACCUCCCCUUCCUCUUCUGGAGGAAAGAGUAAAAACAGAACAGCAGAAGAAUGCUUCUGGAAGAAAUGUGUAAACAUAAUUAUCCCCUUAUAGGUAGCUGGGAAGGGAAAAAAAAAAUCACUGAUAACCUGGUAUGGUGUGGUUUUAACAUGAAAAAAGAUGAAAUACAUAAUGACCAUGACUUGGAAGUUCAACUUCAGUCAUCUUUUUGCUCCUUUUAGAGAGCAAAACAUAGCUUUAAGUUAAACAUAAUAUUGCCUUGAUCGGUAUUUGGUGUGUCAUGCAUGACACAGGUAUGACUGCAAGGUACGUAGGGAAGCUGAUGCCAGAAGGAAUAUUGUGACACACCUUGUGUGUUGUAUUUCCAAUUAGCUCAUGGUUUUCCCUCAUACUCUACAGAAACAGUGAUCAAGAGAUACGGGAGCCCUUCUGAAGUGCUCUUUACAAUAAAUUUAACUGUUUCCAUUAGCAGAGUGCUCUUAAGGAAAGGUCUACUCUCUCCAUAAGGACACGGAACUCCCAUUGGAUGUGUCAGGAGUUAGGCACGUGUAUGAAGAGAAUAAAUCUUUAAGGCAAGUGUAUGAAGAGAAAAAACCUGUAAAAAAGCAGCAGUUUAUAAAGAUGGUAGCUGCUGUAAUCCAUCCAGUCAAACAAAACACAGCAGAAUAACGAACUGUUACUGGCAUUUCUCUAGUACAGUACUGUAUUUAUUGACAAAUGAAAAUAUAGAUCAAUUGAGAGACGUAUGUUUCUGCCCUCGUCCCCCCUGCCACGUUUUGUAGGCUGACUUGUAUUUUUCCAGGUAACUGAAUAACAGAGCUAAAUACACAUAUGGUCAGAAAAUGACUGAGUGGUUGUGUUGGUGUUUUUUGCUUUAAGUAUCUGCUUGAAUUUUACAUGUUUUUACUGGAAAAGUGCAGCUUAUAUUCAAAAGUAUAGUUAAUACAAAGAAAAAUUAAAAAGACCCCUUUGCUUUAAUGGGUCUUCUUGAGUAUAAAUUCACCUUAUUUCAGUGUAUCAAUCAGAUGCUAUUAGUAACAUGUAAUGUUUCUCUUAACAGUCUUUUUAAAUGAAGGAUCAUUCUGAAAUAUAGAAGUAAACCCACUUCUACAAUGUGCUAUGGAUUUUAUAUCUGAGAAUUACUUAUGUGACUCGGAAAGUGGUUUUACUCGACAGACUCUAAAACACAAGCAGCAUUACAUUGUUCAACAAAACAUGUUCAUGACACAGCAAUCACAAAGACCUCAGAGUCACGCUAUGGUGGUGUCACUGGCCGGACCAUCCCGUGAGACGUACGUACGCCAGUCUCAAUGCGCCGAAUGGCAGAAGGCGGCGGUCCCGUCCUUCUGCCCGGAAUCCCCUUCAUCAAGACGGCUGCUCCCAGCGAGGGGGAGAGUGUGAGUGGGAAGCACAAGGUGCUUAUGUUCUGAACACCGGCUACAAAUGCUUGAUCCCCAGUUGCCGGACGCACCUUGCACCCCCUGCUCCACUCCCCGAGCCGGCCCUGCCUUCACAAGGAGCCAGAGCUGGACUUUUUGGAUCGCUUGAUCAUGCUGGGGUGAAACUCGGUGUGGCGGCGGGCAUGCUUCGUCAGAUGGUCGCUCCGCAUGAAGCGCUUCUCACAGAGAGGGCACCGAAACUGCUUCUCGCCGGUGUGGGUGCGGUAGUGCCGGGUCAGCUCGUCAGAGCGGGAGAACUUUUUAAGGCAGUCGGGCCACGUGCAGGGGAACGGACGCUCGCCUGCAGAGAGGAAAGGACAACAAGGUGUUUAGGGAAGGGGGCAGCGUGCUGCCGAAGGGACGUGGCUCUUGCUUUAUGCCAGGGCGCUGGGGUCUGCCGAGCCGCUGCCGACUCGCUUGGCAGGUUUCAGCCUCACCACCCUCAAGCCAAAAAACCCUCCAACCGCACCAAGCCUUACACGACCCCAGUGGAUGAGCCCUGCCCGUGCCUCCACACUUUUUACGUCAAAUGCACUAUGGUAGUUUGAGAGGAGUACACUAUUAUUACUCCUCUGGCACUUCCAUUCUACUGGAUAAAAUCAUCCACAACCAUUAGAAAAGCAGCCAAAAAAAAACACCUCACCUACAAGAAGUACUACUUGCCUGGGAAGGGAUGAGGGGGAGAGAACUGGGAGAGCACUGUGGCCUUGGGGCUGCAAAUCUGCAGAGCAGAAAGGCUGCGCCUGCCAGCAGAGGUCCUCUGCCCCCCCUCUCCUCCCUUCCCCUGGGCUGCGCCAGAAGGUGAUGGUCUCCCCUCAGUCUCCUACAUGUCCAGUUUGAGGACAGGAAAACUGUGAUGUUAUUUGCAGCUCUAUCAGUAGAAACAUUUGCUGUGGUGGUGAAGAACCAAACCAAAUGCCUUAACCUAGAACACCUUUGUUUUAAAACCAAGGGUGUGAGGAGCAAAUGAUACCAUCAUCCUCCUGGCACCCCAGAUCCCUGUGGCUCAGCCCUGCGGGCUGCCUGAACCUCGCGCACAGCCACGGGCCCAGUACCAUCCAGCCUGCAAAGCUGACUACUCCAUGUCACAGAAGGAAAUCAAAAAAGCUCAGGAUACAUCAUGUACCAGAGCCAUUUGAUGCCUUAAUUCCUUUUCUCAAGAGCCUCCUGAAGGGAAUAUAAAUGACAGCUUUGUGACAGCUAUUUAUAGUCAACCAUGAAAUACAGAAACUAUCCCAGGAGAUUUCCAGCUUGGAAGAGUUGGAAAGAAAUUCAAGAGCUCCAGUACUUCCUGGUACGGUGCAAUUUGGCACAACACACAAGCUCACUUUACAUUUGCAGAUUGCAAGAAAAGGAGUUAUUUACAAGGAAGUGUGCCUUGGAAAACUCCCCAGACAAAACAGCCUGGACAAAAGACUGAAGACUGGGAUGAACAGCCCAGCAGCCAGGAAGAUGACCACAAGCAGAAAGUACAGCAGAGCUCUUGGGAGGAGAAUGGGGGUGUGGGGAGGGGGCCAGGGGGCUAGUCUGCUGGCAUCCAAGAGACGCCACACCAAGGAGGAUGACAGCGGGACAGAUGUGCUGAGAUUAUGCCACACAACCAGCCCUGAGGGCCUAAUGAAAGUCUCCGAAAUAAAGCAGACACUAUAAUGGCUUAAGCUUCCAAUUAUGUGGUGCUCCUUGCCAGGCAGACUGCUCUGUCCCACACUGACGAGCUUUUGGUUCAAUUUUAGGCAGAUGAGCAAGACUGCAUGCAUCAAAGUAGCCUCUCAGGCCAGGCCAGCGUCAGCACAGCUGCUUCUUGCAUGUUUUCUCUCCUCACCUGGCGUCGGUGCUUGCCCUUGGUCAGGGAAGGAGAAAGCAGAAGUAGCACAAUGCUAGCCGUACCUGCAUGUUAACCCGGAGGAGACAGAGCUGCAAGCUAUCCUGACCUGUGGAGCUUUAUUUUAUUAUUUUAAGUACAGACUUCCUGCUGUAUUCCUUUAAACAUGGCUGGAAGCCUUUCUGAACAACCACUGCCUUUGUGAAUGAAAUUAAAGCUGUGCAUUCACUCACAUGUGCACGAGGGCCAUGGCCAUAGCUAUGAGGCAGUGCAGCACCAGCAGGCGCCAUGUGAUGGUUUCACAGAUCUCAUCUGCCUUUGCUCUGCCCAGUGCCUGCACUCGGCCUCCCAGGCAAGCAUUUCACUGGUACUACUCUUUUGCUAUCUAUCUCAUGGUUUCUGUCACGGCUUCAUGAAGCAGGCAGCAGUGGGAGGUGCAGAAAUCUUUCCAGAUCCCUAGGGGACGUGGGAGAAGUGCUGUACAUCAUGCAUGUGUGGAGGCAUCUCAUAUAUAGCUCCGUCCAGAGCACUGGAGGCAGCUCAGGCAUCUUGACCCUUCCCCAGAAGCUGCAUUCCCAUCAUCUGCCUCGGGACAGCUCUUCAGCCUGCCAAAGUGCCUAACUCAUAGAGACCAAGAGAGAGACCGAGUACCUAGGCUGGGUAACAUGGAUCUUUGGUGCUCAGUGUCUACUUGUUAGGCACUGUAGUAUGCAAACCAGUUGCUUGAAAGCAGUGUUUUAUUUUCAAUACUUGCAGAAGGGAAGAAAAAACAGAGCCUGCUUUCUGGUUCCUCCUGAAACGCAUGGGAAACAGUGUGACCUCCACCAUUGCUGCCCAGCACAACCACUUCACCUGCCGUGGGGAAAUGGUUGAGGUGCGAGGCAUCCACGAGGCUAUGGGCUGAGGCAGCACUCACCCGGGAUCCCUCACAUCGGUUCGCAGCACUGCAGUACCCAGACAAGAUCAUUGCCCCCCAGGAAGCAGGGGGAAACAGCUUCACUGCAGAAAACCCCAGCCAUGGAGGCCUGAAGGCCGCAGGGCCUUGCCCAGUGGAGGCAUGCUUGGUGCUCAGGGUGGUGAGCGCAGUGGCUGUCACCAAAGGACACGGACGGUCACGCUUCCUGAGGCAUGCGAGAAUGGGAACCCACAGCAGGCCACCUUCUGCCACCAAGUACAGCGAUGGAAAGUGAUCUCAUCACCUCAGCGGUACGAGCUCCAGGAGGCUGUCACAAACGCUUUGGAAACGCGCACAUGAAAAAAAAAAAAAAGAAGAAAGUAGGCCAGGCAUAAUCCGUGACACCAGGAAGUGUUAAAACUCAAAGAGCAGAGAGACGAGAGGGAAGAGAGAGACUUCUCCAGGCCCUGGGUGUUUGUCUCCGAGCCUGAAGAUCUGUUCUCCUCGGUUACGAAGCCAUAACCCACUGAAUGAGCCCAGAGAGAUGGUGCUUCAGCGACCAACUGAACAGAUGCAGCACAGUGGUGGAGCACAAAUUUGGAAGGGUUUUUAGGCAACACAGAGAUGCCUGAUGGCACGCGAUGACAGUGCACUCAGCAGAGCUGGACCUUGCAGUUGCUGGUUAUAUUUGACAUGCUAUUCCUUAAAGCAGCAGAGGAGCACACAAGUGCAGAGGCGUGCUGCCACAACACAGAGCUGUGAUGCCCAUAGUGCUGCCUCCACCUGUGGACAUCCCUUUCUGUGCCAUGUCUAAGCAAGCCAGAGGUAUUUUUUCCAUAUGAUUUUUCCCCCUUAGUUUUGGGAGCAGUAUCGCCAAGGCUUGAAAUGAGCAAAACGAACCAUUAAAACAGGGUGCUAUUAUGCACUGCUGCCUCUGGUGGCAGUAUGCUACUUCGAUUUUAAGACAUGCCUGAGAGGGAAUUUCUAUCAAUCGAUGUAGGAAAGGCCAUUGAUGGAUCACAAGACAUUAAAACUGUGUGCAGUAGAAUCUGACCGCAGAGAUAAAAAGUGUAAAUAAUUCUCUUCACCAGACGUAUCCAUGGCAGCUUACAGAAUUAACCACUGAAACAAACUGGUUUACAGGAAUCGACUCAUCUGCAGAAUUCCCGUUCUUUGUCCUGUUUGACACCAGGGGUGCAGCGGGAGGCACAGUUUACACUGAGAUGGCACAACAGCACAAGCUGAUGUUGGCUGUUCACAGGCCUUCCCUGCUCCUGAGCCCUGACUUGCUUUAAAUCCCACAUAAAUAUGAAGGCCGUUGCAUAUCCUUUCAAACUGCGCUCGCUCGCUUCACCCAGUCUUCUCUCUCCGUUCAUCCUCCCCACUCUCCACUGCACGUGGUUCACUUCUUUUUGAGAGUUUAAACUCUCUAUCUAGGCUGAUUUGUAAAACCCGAGGCAACUCAACGUUAUUCCUUUUCCAUUUUAUUCUGACUAGAUUGAAAACUGUGUAGCUUUUUGCCCUGCCCAGAGACAUUCCAGAUUUUCCCACAUGGUAGUCUUGUACAGGAUGAGUUUCUGAAAGAAAGAACAUGGAGUAGGCAUUAGCAGACUCAUUAACAGGGCAGAUAGGUACUGGUAUCCUGACUUGUUGUUUGCCUUCUCACUAAAAGUGCUGAUUUAGAUGUGGAUGGAUGACUGAGAUUAGGAGCUGCAGUUUGUAUUGGCUUUAGAAAAGAUGACUUCAUUCAGGCAAACAAGUGAUAGAGAAGGUCUGGAGUGUCUUUUUUGUCCCAGGGGAAAAAAAAGUGCUGUGUUUUUUGACAAAGCUGAAGACAAAGUUGAUUAUCAUACACUUGAGCUAUUCUCUUGGCUUUUAACAGGGCAUGUCCUAGGAGCGGAGCAAACUGAGUUUCUGUGAUGAAGUACUAAUUUUAAGAGAAUUACUAAAUUGCUUUGAGCACUGACUUUAUGGAAGACACUCAGAGACUGCUGUUGGUGUGGAUGGAAGUCUGGCCAAGAUGAACGCUCUGCUAGCCUUGUACUGUUUUUCUGGCUGACAGAAAUGAAGUUAGAUGCAGCCAUGAGUAGAGCCUGGGAUCUACACUAGCGAACACAGAACAGUUUGCCAUCAAAUAAUGAUGAUGAUACUGCUUCACAUAUUAAUUAGAAAGCCAAAUGGACUGUAGCUACACCUGCAGGAAUGGACAGCUAAUUAGACACCCCUGACUGACCUGCAUGUUAAAGAGGAGACCACUGGGAACAUGGUAGGACUGCUCUGCCAGCUAUUCAUAGCAGCACCUACACUAAGGUACCAAAACUGAAGAAUGGGUCCAAGUUCGACUUUUGGGAUGUGGUGCCUGUGCUUGACUCCCACUCUCUCUCUGGCCACAGGACACGGCACGGCUAGCCAACAUCUCCUGCCACAGCAACACCCACCUCUGCCUGUGGCACCUGCCCAAAAGCCCAGCCAUACGGCAUGACUGCAGGGCUGACCUGUCCCAUCAGAGAUGAGGAGGGAAAGACUGAGAAGGGAAAGCACACAAACAAGGAAAGCUCAAAGAAUGAUUUUUCUUUUUUCCACCAGGCAAGAGCAAAACUACUUAGGAAAACAGGACUGCCAUUUGCAGGAAGGCAGAAGAAAAAAUAGGGGAAAAAAAAAGCAUUCCCACAGCUUCAGUGGGCAUGAUCAACUCCUUAUGAUUCAAAUAAAAACAAAUUAAUCUACACUUUCAUCUUCUGAGAUCCUCCUGAACCCCUGUGGCUGCUGGAGCUUGAACUUUCACAAAGCAAUCUUGGUACUCUGGGAAGAUCUGCUCCUGAACAUCAAUCCUUGGCUUAGACACAACAACGAUAACUCUUCCCUCCACAACCCCCUUCUGUGACCCCACUCAGCCACCACUCCUGAGUGUCUCAGUGUCUCCUGAAGUAUCACAGGUCCUGUAGAAGAAUAAGUGUCAAGAACAUGGUCCAGCUUAUUGCAGGAAAAAAAAAAAUAAGAGUAAGGUCAGUCUCUCUUUUUUGCCACAA